AUGAAGAUUCUGGAAGCAACACAAAGAAGAACGAGUCUAAAGAAGUGCAGCAGGGAUCUCCGCGAAUAUAAUAUUCCGCUAGCAGCCUUGCUGAGCGAAGACGGGGCUCGCACGUAUUUUCGUCGUGGGAUGGAAACCAUUACGGAGAGGUUUUACUCGAACCUUUUCCAUUCAUCAACUCCUGUGUCAAACCCGAUCAUCCCCACCGGUGAUGCUCCACCACGGAUUCUCCCUUCGGAAGUACGAGUCGCUAUCAAGAGCAUGAGGCCUGGCACAGCCCCCGGACCUGAUUUUAUAUCAGCAGACUUUCUUCGGGCUGGUGGCCAUCCACUUCACGUAAUCUUAGCAGCGGACAUGAUAUCCUACCUUUAG
Necator americanus (New World hookworm) is the source of this 372-nucleotide messenger RNA. RefSeq lists its product as uncharacterized. Lineage: Eukaryota; Metazoa; Nematoda; Chromadorea; Rhabditida; Ancylostomatidae. The record is from RefSeq and is a predicted model, not a curated record. Bases 1 to 372 code for a protein of 123 amino acids. The transcript has a single exon.